UUUUUAAUUCUCCCACACUUUCCCAUCAUCCAAACACUCCUAUGCCUUUUUCAUAUUCUCAUAUAUAAACCCAUCCCUUAAGAGUUUUAGUGAGAAAAAGAAAAAAAAAAAAAAAAAAAAGAAGAAUCAAUGAGUGGUUGUGGGAAGUUAGAAGUGAUUCUUAGGGUUUUGGGAUUUUUGUUGAGUUUGGUGGCAGCCAUUGUUGUGGGAGUUGACAAAGAAACAAAGGUUGUUCCCGUUACUAUCUCCUCCAAUCUUCCUCCUUUUCCGAUUGUCGUGGUUGCUAAAUGGCGUUAUCUGUCUGCUUUUGUGUAUUUCUUCGCAACAAAUGUAAUAGCAAGUUUGUAUGGAUUGUUAUCGCUGAUGCUUACAUUAAGCAACAAGAAUGGAAGCAAUAAUGUGUUAACUUUACUGGUCAUCGUUCUCGACACCGUGUCGGUGGCGCUGCUCUCCUCCGGCGCAGGAGCCGCCAUGGCCAUCGGAGUUAUAGCGUAUGAGGGGAACUCGCACGUGCGGUGGAACAAAGUGUGUGAUACAUUUGGUAAAUUUUGCAAGCAAGUGGCCGCUUCGGCCCUUCUCUCUCUCGCCGGCGCCAUCGUAUUUUUGUUGCUCGUUAUAUUGGCUCUUGUGGGCCUACUCAAGAGGCCCAAAUAAAUGGGCUUUCGGCCCACCUUUUACAAAAAAAAAAAAAGAAAGAAAGAAGAAGAAGAAGGGUUAUUAUUAUAUUAGUGUGUAUAUAUUGUUUAAAAUAAAGAUUUGAGUUUAGGAUAAUACAAAUGUCUAAAGUGGUUAUUAUGUUAUUA
Messenger RNA from Cucumis melo (muskmelon), 803 nucleotides. RefSeq names its product CASP-like protein 1E1. The transcript has 2 exons. The record is from RefSeq and is a predicted model, not a curated record. Bases 130 to 654 code for a protein of 174 amino acids. NCBI's taxonomy places the organism in Eukaryota, Viridiplantae, Streptophyta, Magnoliopsida, Cucurbitales, Cucurbitaceae.